AUAAACUCUCUUGCUCUCCCUCUGUUUUGUUUUUUGUACAAUUUAGCAAAGUGAAAUCUGAACCUAAUAAAACCUAACACAUAUUACAUCUCACUAACUCCACUCUGUUUAUUGCGUUGCUUCCUAAGUGAUCGGUUCAAAUACAUACAGCAGCGAAGGCUGGAUGGCACGAGGCAGCGAAAAUGAAAAUAGAACUUCUUGGACAGGUUCGUUCUAUAUGAAAAGAAAGAUGACAAAUUCAGUUCAAUAUCGCGAGCUUAGGCAGACGAGGUUGAAGAGAGAACAUGAAGAAAAUAAAAAAAUUAAAGAAAAGGCAGAGGCUCACCUAUACACUGUUAUAAAGGUGGUACGAGAUGAAGACCUUGCAGAACAGAUUGGAAAGGAUAUAUUUUUUGAUCUCGUAAACCAUGACAAAGUGAGGAGUUUCCGUGUUAAAAAGCAGACAUCAUUUAAUGUAUUCAAGGAAGAGGUUGCUAAAGAUUUUGGCAUACCAGCUCGAUUCCAGCGCUUUUGGCUGUGGGCAGAGCGUCAAAACCAUACAUUUCGUCCUUGUAGGCCAUUGACACAAAUUGAAGAAGCAGGACCUGUUGGACAAUUGAAAACGGUAAAAAAUGAUGAAGAAGAAGAAUUAAGAUUGUUUUUGGAAGUUGAGCGUGGGCUGGAUUUACACCCCAUUGCACUACUCGAGAAGAGCGAGGAUGAUAUAUUACUUUUUUUCAAGUUAUAUGAUCCUGAAAAAGAGGAGCUACGAUAUGUUGGAAGGCUCUUAGUGAACCCUACUGGUGAGCCAUCAGAAAUCUUAACAAGGUUAAAUGAACUGGCUGGUUAUGAUCCUGUUGAAGAGAUUAAGAUUUAUGAGGAAAUUAAGUUUAUCCCAAAAGUCAUGUGUGAGCCUGUUGACGAGAACUUAACAUUUAACGGAAACCAGUUAGAAAAUGGUGAUAUUUUAUGCUUUCAGAAAGCUUCUGCUAUUGAUACUGAGAAACAUAUUCGCUAUCCUGAUGUGCCGUCAUACUUGGAGUAUGUGCACAAUUGCUAUCCUGAUGCGGCUUCAUACUUAGAAUAUGUGCACAAUCACAGGGUUUUUUUUGCUCCCUCAGACAUGGAAUCCGAAGAUGAAGAAGCAUUGGAAGAGCAAAAUGAAAACAUAUUGGCCAAAGAAACAAAUGUUGACAAAAACACUGAAGCUCAACAGUCAAAAGUGGAUAUAGAUACCAGCAAAGCCAACACUUCAAAAUUUGUCAGCAAAGAUUUUGAAGAAAUUGAUGCUAUGAUAGAUGAGGAUGCCAUUGCUGCAAUCGACAGAGUUUUAUCAGAAGGGAUUACUCUUACCUUAAAAUCUCAGCAUUCUGUACAUGGACAAGAAGUCCCAAAACUGGAUCCCAACCUCCCUGAACAACUUCUUCAGGAAUUGAGAGAUAUCGCCUUCAAAGAAGACUUGGUUGAAAAAUUUAGAGAAGGUCUCAAUCCUAAAGUUAACUUCAAUGCAGUCAAGGAAAAAAUUUAUUCUAACGCCGAUGCAUUUUCCUCUCACCAAUUAGAACUUGUUGGUGUUGUUGUUAACCUUCUCAACAACAUUGUAAUGAUGUACGAGAAACUCAAAAAUUUGAAAAAAGAACAAGACACGGCCAAGAAGAGCACUGACCAAGAUAAUGAAGCAUUGAAGGAGACAAGACAGAAAAUACUGACCUCAAAGAUUUCUUUCACAAACAACCAAACACAACUCAACUCUCUUGAUGCUCAGCUUGCUGAUUUUAAAGCCAAGCUUGAAAAACUAAAAGGUGACAGGACCAAAAUUGCUGAGAUUCAAGACCAAGAGAAACAUAAGAUCUCAUCAUUGAACAAAGAAGUUAAAUUAAUUUUCCGUCGCCUCGUUGAUUAUCAAAUUAAAUUGAAAAGUAUUGAGGAUCAAAUUCUGGAGGCUCAAACUGAAUUGGAAAGUCAUGAGAAGCUUUAUCUAAUCUUCAAGGCAACCCCUCCAUUUUGAUUUAUGUCUUUGUUUUGCCUUUUUGGCACAACAUUUUACUUCAAUGCCAAUUUACCCUAGUAGAUUACUAUUUUAAUACUAUGAAUACUUGGCAGAA
Molecule: messenger RNA, 2084 nt
Organism: Trifolium pratense (red clover)
Lineage: Eukaryota; Viridiplantae; Streptophyta; Magnoliopsida; Fabales; Fabaceae
Exons: 10
Coding region: 164-1987 (607 amino acids)
Source: RefSeq, a predicted model, not a curated record